Pogonomyrmex barbatus (red harvester ant) is the source of this 2074-nucleotide messenger RNA. Its product is annotated as sodium-dependent nutrient amino acid transporter 1. Gene Ontology annotation, molecular function: L-amino acid transmembrane transporter activity; amino acid:sodium symporter activity. NCBI's taxonomy places the organism in Eukaryota, Metazoa, Arthropoda, Insecta, Hymenoptera, Formicidae. Gene Ontology annotation, cellular component: plasma membrane. The record is from RefSeq and is a predicted model, not a curated record. Gene Ontology annotation, biological process: nitrogen compound transport; amino acid import across plasma membrane; sodium ion transmembrane transport.
UAUGCCUAUUGAAAUAAUUACGACGUGUUAAACUAUCCGAAUAGCCAUUUCUGCGAGGUCGCGUUGCGAUUGUGAGUAAUCUUUCAUUUUUGGAGGGCAGCCCAAUGACUAAGACACACAAGGCGAUCAGAGAGCGUAUAUGAACCAUAUAUUAUUUUACAUUACUUUCUAUGGAAAAGAAACUAUCAGAUAAUGAAUAAUUAAUUUCAUAAUAGAAUUACAUCAUCGACACCGACGGAAUUCCUGGUAUAUUCAAGCUAUCCGUCCCGCCGUCAGCCGGAAACGAGCAUGAAAGCAGGAUCUCGGUGUCGGUCAAAGAGGAGGAGAAAAAGACGAGGGCGCAAUGGGGAAACGGGGUGGAAUUCCUCAUGUCCUGCGUGGCGUUUUCCGUUGGCCUCGGGAAUGUUGGAGAUUUCCGUACACGGCCUACGAGAAUGGCGGUGGCGCCUUCCUCAUCCCUUACAUAGUAGUGCUCUUCGUAAUUGGCAAACCCUUCUAUUACAUGGAGAUGAUCCUCGGACAGUUCACCAAUAGAUCCUGCGUGCAAAUCUGGUCGGUGUCGCCCGCGUUCCAAGGGAUCGGCUAUGGUGUGGCAGUAUCGGUGUUCUCCGUAAUCACUUAUUAUUGCGCUCUUAUGGCCCUGACGUUAUAUUACAUGGUGGCCAGCUGUCAGUCAGUGCUCCCGUGGUCCUAUUGUUGGGAUGAAUGGGGCGACGUGUGUUUCAAUAGCUCGUCGAGCGGCGAGCAAGCGAGAAACGGAAGCGGAAGAAGCUCCGCCGAUCUCUAUUUCAGAAAAUACGUCCUUAAUGAAACUGGGAUCGAGAAUGGGCUCGGGCUACCUUCGUGGAAGCUGGUCCUCGCGUUGCUGGUCAGUUGGAUAUUCGUCUAUGUGGUGAUCUGCAAGGGGGUGAAGAGCACUGGUAAAGCCGCCUACUUCCUAGCCAUUUUCCCAUACGUCGUCAUGAUUAGCCUUCUAGUGAGGGCGGUGACGCUGGACGGAGCGAUGGAUGGCAUCAUCUUCCUCUUCAAGCCCACGUGGCACAAGAUCCUGGAGCCGGCGGUUUGGUACGCCGCCGUCACGCAAUCGUUCUUCUCCCUCGGCGUAUGCUUCGGCGCGGUUACCAUGUACUCCUCUUACAACAGUUUCAAUCACAAGGUAUCGAGAGACUGCAUGAUCGUGACGACUCUGGAUCUCUGCACCAGCUUGAUGGCGGGCGCGACCAUUUUCGGAAUUCUGGGUAAUCUCGCCCACGAAAUUGGUAGCGACGAUAUCGGUAGCGUCGUACGCGCCGGGACGGGGUUGGCUUUCGUAUCCUAUCCGGAAGCCUUGGCGAAAUUCACGGUGGUACCGCAGCUUUUUGCCGUGCUCUUCUUCCUGAUGCUCUUCGUGCUGGGCAUAGGCACUACCGUUGCUUUCUGCAAUGUGAUUAUCAGCAUUAUCAAGGACCAAUUUCCACGGCUUAAUCAGUGGAAGAUCGCCGCUGGUGUUGCCAUUCUCGGAUUUUCAAUCGGCAUUGUCUACUGCACGCCUGGCGGUCAAUACAUUCUCAACCUGGUCGACUAUUUCGGUGGAACUUUUAUUAUCGUGUUUUUAGCUUCCUUCGAAAUGAUCGCCAUUUCCUGGAUAUACGGUAUUGACAAUUUUAUGGACGAUAUCGAGUUCAUGGUAGGACGACGUCCAUUCUUUUAUUGGAGAUUCUGCUGGUGUUAUUUAACUCCUUUGUUUCUAUUCACCAUCUUGAUUUACUUCCUGAUUGAUAUGACACCACUCAUGUACAAUGAUGAAUAUUAUCCAACGUCCGCAUAUGCUGCUGGUUGGACGCUUUUGGCUUUAGGGAUUCUUCCAUUUCCCUUAGGCAUUAUUAUUGUUGGAUUUCGGAAUAGAGACAAGUGCUCGAAUACAUUUAAGCCGAGUGCCGAUUGGGGUCCGAAGGAUUUGCAAAAAUACAAUGAAUGGAGAGAUUUCAAGCAUUCGAAAAGGAUAUCACGAGCGUGUGCGAAAAAAUCAAAAGUUAUAGCAGCGCUGUUUGGCAAAGAUUGACAAUAACAAUUAUUAAAAUAACAUAAAAAUCAA